UAUACAUAUGGAUCGAGUAGCCAGAAUUGAACCUGAUCGAAUAAGCAAGCUUAAUUAAUUAAGCUGCCUCUGCUCAUUGAUCAGCGAUCACCUCCAGCUAUAUCUCCAAUCCAAUGGCAGUCUCACCGGAAUCCAGGUCCGAAAAGCCGAUCGACUUCCGGGCGCCACCGCCAUCGCCGAUUGCCUCCGGUCGCCGAUCGUGCGUCACGAACGACGACGUUCUCACCGAAUUCCUCGAACAAUCCCUCCGAGUGCCCGACCUUAUCUUGCCCGAUCGCGUUUUCCCUCGACAGCGGUCCGCCGAAACGCCCCCGAAAAUCGACCUCGAAUCGCUAGAGUCGCCGGAGAAUGACUCCGUCUCCAGUAUUUUGGAAUCGGUUUCCAUAAUUGGGUGUUUCCAGCUGAUCAACCACGGGAUUCCGCAGGAUUUGAUUCGAUCGGUGUCGGCCGCCUCCGCGGGGAUUUUCCGGGUGCCGCCGGAAAAGAAGAAGACGGUGUCGAGGUCGCCGGAAAAUCCGUAUGGGUUCGAGGAAAUUCACGGCGACGAGGAGGGUGAGGAGAGCGAAGAGUUCGUCUGGGGCAGAGAUGAAGGGUUGAAGUUGGAGAUGGAGGGAAUAUGGCCGAUGGGAUAUUCAAAUUUCAGUGACAAAAUGGAAUGCCUUUCCCUAGAAAUAGAGAAGGUUGCUGAGAAAAUUUUAAAGAUUUUAGGGGAAAAUUCUCGUAGAAAAUUAUCAUAUGGGUGUGACUCGAUACAAGAACAGGAAGAGCACCUAAGCUCCAUCUGCUAUCUUUACAAGCACUGUCAUAAAAUUUCAAAUGAUGUUUGGGUAAGCUCCCUGAGAUAUGACGUGAUCAGAAUGUUGAUAAGCGGAUCUGAUUUCUCCCACGCCUUAUGCCUGCAUGUGUGUGAGGGGUCUUCGGAGUUUCAUGUCUACUCCAAGAAAGGUUGGAUCUCCUUCUCCCCAGAAAAAGAUGCCAUAAUUAUCACUGUCGGAGAUCAAAUCCAGGCAUGGAUUGGUGGGAAAUCCAAGCAUGUACUAGGAAGGCCCAUUUACAGAGGGGAGGAGGAGAGCAUAUCAAUGGCUUUCCUCUGUUCUUCUUCCCCACCUCCUCCCCCUCCCAUCAUUUACAGCAUCAGCAGUAAUCCCAACAGCAGCAGCAGCAGCAGCAGCUGCCAAAAGGCCCAAAACGACAAUGAAAAGACCGUUUCGCUUGCCCAACAGGCCAUACUGGCUCUACUCUUCAUUCUCUUUUACCAUUUCUCUGUCUACAUUUACAAGAAGUUAUAGAUCAUCAGUUUUUCCU
Malania oleifera is the source of this 1305-nucleotide messenger RNA. RefSeq names its product flavanone 3-dioxygenase 2. NCBI's taxonomy places the organism in Eukaryota, Viridiplantae, Streptophyta, Magnoliopsida, Santalales, Ximeniaceae. The record is from RefSeq and is a predicted model, not a curated record. The transcript has 3 exons. The coding region runs from base 114 to 1289 and encodes 391 amino acids.